Pimephales promelas (fathead minnow) is the source of this 2225-nucleotide messenger RNA. RefSeq names its product serine/threonine-protein kinase pim-2-like. Gene Ontology annotation, cellular component: cytoplasm. Gene Ontology annotation, molecular function: ATP binding; protein serine/threonine kinase activity. Lineage: Eukaryota; Metazoa; Chordata; Actinopteri; Cypriniformes; Leuciscidae. Gene Ontology annotation, biological process: protein autophosphorylation; negative regulation of apoptotic process; regulation of mitotic cell cycle. The record is from RefSeq and is a predicted model, not a curated record.
AUAAGGUUAGAUGUUUAAACAUUAUAGAAAACAAUACUUUUCCCUGCUGUGAGCAAUGACAAGAGUUCAGCCUCAGUCUCACGCGCAUUCGAAUUCGAAAAGGGCAUCUGGGAGAGUGGAAUCUUUGACGUCACAGAGAGUUUGACCGUUUUGUGCGCAGUUUCAACUAAACAGUGUCGUCCGUGUGAAACCACAAAACGUCUGUCUUCUCGUUGUUUAUUCUGCAGUUUAUUUGAUAAAGUUACCGAAGAGGACAACUGUUAUCAUGUCUCUGAAGAGAAAGUCCCCCGCUGAGGUGUGCGACGCCCAUAGGAGCACACCCUCAACAUCCAGCACCGACGCGGCUGAAAAGCAUCAACCAUUGGAGGAAAAUGAGGCGCCGUUGAGAAAGAGGACGAGGACGGAUAGUUUUGAGAAGCUGCCGUCUCUUCAUCAUCGUGACUCCGGCAGCUCAGACCAGAGAAAUGAGAGAAGUGCUGAGGGUCAAGAUUCUCUACCGGACGGCGCCUGUGCUCUAACGUUAGAGGAUCACGGUCAUAUGGAACAUCUAUCCAGUGGACUUGAAGUCGUUCCUCCUGUAGAUCCACAGGGUCAAACCCCUCCUGCACCAGUCCACCACAGUCCAGUUCAAACCCCUCCAGGACCAGUCCACCACAGUCCAGUUCAAACCCCUCCAGCACCAGUCCACCACAGUCCAGUUCAAACCCCUCCAGCACCAGUCCACCACAGUCCAGUUCAAACCCCUCCAGGACCAGUCCACCACAGUCCAGUUCAAACCCCUCCAGGACCAGUCCACCACAGUCCAGCUCCAGGACACAGUGUGGACGUGACAACUGAGGACGACAUUCUGAGCCGGUUUGAAAUCGGUAAAAUGCUUGGUUUUGGAGGAUUCGGCUCGGUUUAUGAAGGGAAACGCUUGGAGGAUGGCCUUGAGGUGGCGGUGAAAUUUGUCAGAAAAAAAGAGGGCAUGAAAUACAUCAACAUUCCCCAUCAUGCUACACCCGUCCCAUUAGAGAUCGGCCUGUUAACCAUUGUUAAUACGGGCCCCAAAGUUAAAGAGAUCAUUGAUCUGCUGGACUGGCAGGACCAGCCUGACCGAUAUAUCAUGGUCUUGGAGCGUCCCCCACACUACAUAGAUGGGUUUGAUUUUUGGGCUCAUCAGGAAUACAUCUUCAACGAGGAAACGGCACGGACUAUCAUGAAGCAGGUGACAAUGGCUGCUCAAAUGUGCUGUGCCAGAGGAGUUUUCCACAGCGACAUCAAGUUGGAGAACCUGCUGAUCAACCCAGAAACACUUGAGAUCAAACUGAUCGACUUCGGGUGCGGGAGACUCAUGCAAGUGAUCUCCUAUGAAGUCUUCAGUGGCACACACGAGUACUGUCCACCUGAGUUCAGCAGAACGGGCAUGUACCACGCUAAACAAGCUACUGUGUGGUCUCUGGGAAUGAUCUUAUUCGGAAUGCUGUGUGGACACCUUCCAGUAUCCGAAGAGAUGGAGAAGAUUAAUGAUGAGACCUGGUCUGAUCCUCGCUUGUCAAACGAAUGCUGCGACCUGAUUCGACGCCUCCUGCAGAGAGACCCAAGACACCGGAUGGGUUUGGAGGAAAUGAUUUCCCAUAAAUGGUUUUAGAGAAGGAGAGUGCGACAGUCAGAAGAAGAGUAGGUCAGAGCAGCAGCUGAGGUCAAGAUGAAACCAAGCGGACAUCCUUUAUCAUUGGCCAGCGAGAUAUCAUUUAUGCGAGAUAUCAUUUAUCAUCUCGCAGUGCUCAGCGUUACGAUCCUCAACAUCCAGCACCGAUGUGGCUGAAACCCAUCAGGAUUUUUGGGUUGGUGAGAAAAAUGAGAGUCUGAAAAGGAAGAGGACGGAUCACCUUCAUCACCUUCUGUGACCGGAGUGGCAGCUCAGAGCGAGACACAUGAGGGACAUGCUGAGGUCAAUGCAGAUCCCCUCAUGAUUGCUAAUGGGCCUGUAAAUGAGAGUGGAAUCCCAUAUAUACCUGGAAAACUGGCAUGCGACCCGCCAAUUAAAAAAGGAUCAUGACCGGCAGUACAUGCACAUUGGAACAAUGGUGGAGUUUGCGUCUGCUUUGCUGGGGACUCUGGAUGACAUCAACAACCAAUGCUUUAGUGACUUAGCACUUUCACACCCAACAACAUAUUGUUAAAGGGAUACUCCACUUACCACUCCCCCAGAGUUAAACAGUUGGGUUUUACCUUUUUUGAAU